AAACACGGAAGUGUUUCUCGUCAGUCCGUGAUGGCGGAGCUACAGGGGAGGGUCUUAGAUCUGUUCGCGGCUCAGGCCACCCGGCCCCGCCGUACCACCGAGGUCGCCGGCAGCCUGGGGAUCACCAAGAAGGAGGCGAGCACGGCCCUGUACGCGCUGCAGCGUCAGGGCGCCGUGGAGCGCGUGCAGCAGUCGCCGCCGACUUGGCGCCUCCUGCCCAUGGGGCCCCCGCAACAACAGCCGCCGCCGCCGCCUCAGCAGCGAUACCCCAUGCAGCAGCAGCAGGCCGGCAACUACGGGGGAUACCCGCCUCCUGCCUCGGCAGGCUACCAGCCACGGCCACAGAGAAACAAGGUGCCGCGAGGAGGCAAGGGCAAGGUGGUUCGGCAUCAGGGUCCUUGUGGCCCCGUUGCGCCUCACCCAGCGAUGCCUAAUGGAGCGUACUUCUUCCGCCCGUCAUACGCGCAGGCGACCGGAAAUGGGCCGGCAUUGUGGAUGAAUGGGCAAAAUGGCAGGGACGAGCCAAUGGAAUUCGAAGAAGACGAAAAUGUUUCUUCGUCUGACAGCUUAGACGAGGAGGGUCCCGAGAAUGGCUACACGCAGGAGAGGUGGGAUGCGAUCAUCUCCUUCUUGGUGCAGUUUCAGGAGCCGAAGGACCCCACCGAGAUUGCCAACCACCUUGGUCUGGCCAGCCGCAAGCAAGUCAACCCCACCCUGUAUGCUAUGCAAAAACGGGGCCUCUUAGUCAAGGUCUCAGAGACACCCCCACGUUGGGGGCUUGUUCCAGGUGUCACAGCAAUACCCAACCACCUCAACCACCCUGGACCCAACCGAAUGCAGGAGCGUGAACCAGAGUACGAAUACUACGAUGCUCGCAGCGACUUCCAGAACGGAGACAGAAUAGAGUCCGUGAGAUACGAGCAACCGAUGUAUUACCCCAACGAGCAGCGCAUGAGUCCAGGCGUGAAGAACGAAAGACAGACGCCCUCACCAAAGUACCAAAAUGGUCCCAUUCCUGGCCCGAGCGACCCCUCCCCCCUUCUGUGGCACCCAACUGGCAGGUGAAGUCAGAACCGAUGGACAUCGACCAU
Branchiostoma belcheri (Belcher's lancelet) is the source of this 1091-nucleotide messenger RNA. RefSeq names its product trithorax group protein osa-like. Lineage: Eukaryota; Metazoa; Chordata; Leptocardii; Amphioxiformes; Branchiostomatidae. Bases 31 to 1065 code for a protein of 344 amino acids. Gene Ontology annotation, molecular function: RNA binding; double-stranded RNA adenosine deaminase activity. The transcript is spliced from 5 exons. The record is from RefSeq and is a predicted model, not a curated record.